Closterium sp. NIES-65 is the source of this 5901-nucleotide messenger RNA. The record is from the annotation of a GenBank genome assembly. NCBI's taxonomy places the organism in Eukaryota, Viridiplantae, Streptophyta, Zygnematophyceae, Desmidiales, Closteriaceae.
AUGCAAGCUCCUUCACCAGGCAAGCUCUUGACUAGGCAAGCUCCUGGACCAGGCACGCUCGUAGACCAUGCACGCUCCUGGACUAGGCAAGCUCUUGGACCCGGCAGGCUCGUGGACCAGGCAAGCUCCUGGACCACGCAAGCCCCGGGACCAGGCAAGCUCCUGGACCAGGCUCGCUCGUGGACCAGGCACACUCCUGGCAAUCUCUCCCGCUUUCCAUCACCCUGCCCCAUUCUCCCGCUUUCCAUCACCCCGCCCCAUUCUCCCGCUUUCCAUCACCCCGCCAUAUUCUUCCUCUUUCCAUCACCCCGCCCCACUCUCCCGCUUUCCAUCACGCCGCCCCAUUCUCAUGCUUUCCAUCACCCCGCCCCAUUCUCCCGCUUUCCAUCACCCCGCCCCAUUCUCUCGCUUUCCAUCACCCCGCCCCAUUCUCCCGCUUUGCAUCACCCUGCCCCAUUCUCCCUCUUUCCAUCACCCUGCCCCAUUCUCCCUCUUUCCAUCACCCCACCCUAUUCUCCCUCUUUCCAUCACCCCGCCCCACUCUCCCGCUUUCCAUCACCCCACCCCUUUCUCCCGCGUUCCAUCACCUUGCCCCAUUCUCCCGCUUUCCAUCACCCCGCCCCAUUCUCCCGCUUUCCAUCACCCCGCCCUAUUCUCCCGCUUUCCACCACCCUGCCCCAUUCUCCCUCUUUUCAUCACCCGGCCCCAUUCUCCCUCUUUCCAUCACCCCGCCCCAUUCUCCCUCUUUCCAUCACCCCACCCUAUUCUCCCUAUUUCCAUCACCCCGCCCCAUUCUCCCGCUUUCCAUCACCCCGCCCCAUUCUCCCUCUUUCCAUCACCCCGCCCCAUUCUCUCUCUUUCCAUCACCCCGCCCCAUUCUCCCGCUUUCCAUCACCCCGCCCCAUUCUCCCGCUUUCCAUCACCCCGCCCCAUUCUCCCGCUUUCCAUCACCCCGCCCCAUUCUCCAGCUUUCCAUCACCCCGCCCCAUUCUCCCGCUUUCCAUCAACCCGCCCAAUUCUCCCGCUUUCCAUCACCCCGCCCCAUUCUCCCGCUUUCCAUCACCCCGCCCCAUUAUCCCGCUUUCCAUCACCCCGCCCCAUUCUCCCGCUUUCCAUCACCCCGCCCCAUUCUCCCGCUUUCCAUCACCCCGCCCCAUUCUUCCGCUUUCCAUCACCCCGCCCCAUUCACCCCGCCCCAUUCUCCCUCUUUCCAUCAACCCGCCCCAUUCUCCCGCUUUUCUUCACCCCGCCCCAUUCUCCCGCUUUCCAUCACCCCGCCCCAUUCUCCCGCUUUCCAUCACCCCGCCCCAUUCUCCCGCUUUCCAUCACCCCGUCCCAUUCUCCCGCUUUCCAUCACUCCUCCCCAUUCUCCCUCCUUCCAUCACCCCGCCCCGUUCUCCCGCUUUCCAUCACACCGCCCUAUUCUCACGCUUUCCAUCACCCCGCCCCAUUCACCUGCUUUCCAUCACCCCGCCCCAUUCUCCCUCCUUCCAUCACCCUGCCCCAUUCUCCCGCUUUCCAUCACCCCGCCAUAUUCUUCCUCUUUCCAUCACCCCGCCCCACUCUCCCGCUUUCCAUCACGCCGCCCCAUUCUCAUGCUUUCCAUCACCCCGCCCCAUUCUCCCGCUUUCCAUCACCCAGCCCCAUUCUCUCGCUUUCCAUCACCCCAUCCCAUUCUCCCGCUUUGCAUCACCCUGCCCCAUUCUCCCUCUUUCCAUCACCCUGCCCCAUUCUCCCUCUUUCCAUCACCCCACCCUAUUCUCCCUCUUUCCAUCACCCCGCCCCACUCUCCCGCUUUCCAUCACCCCACCCCUUUCUCCCGCGUUCCAUCACCUUGCCCCAUUCUCCCGCUUUCCAUCACCCCGCCCCAUUCUCCCGCUUUCCAUCACCCCGCCCUAUUCUCCCGCUUUCCACCACCCUGCCCCAUUCUCCCUCUUUUCAUCACCCCGCCCCAUUCUCCCUCUUUCCAUCACCCCGCCCCAUUCUCCCUCUUUCCAUCACCCCACCCUAUUCUCCCUAUUUCCAUCACCCCGCCCCAUUCUCCCGCUUUCCAUCACCCCGCCCCAUUCUCCCUCUUUCCAUCACCCCGCCCCAUUCUCUCUCUUUCCAUCACCCCGCCCCAUUCUCCCGCUUUCCAUCACCCCGCCCCAUUCUCCCGCUUUCCAUCACCCCGCCCCAUUCUCCCGCUUUCCAUCACCCCGCCCCAUUCUCCAGCUUUCCAUCACCCCGCCCCAUUCUCCCGCUUUCCAUCAACCCGCCCAAUUCUCCCGCUUUCCAUCACCCCGCCCCAUUCUCCCGCUUUCCAUCACCCCGCCCCAUUAUCCCGCUUUCCAUCACCCCGCCCCAUUCUCCCGCUUUCCAUCACCCCGCCCCAUUCUCCCGCUUUCCAUCACCCCGCCCCAUUCUUCCGCUUUCCAUCACCCCGCCCCAUUCACCCCGCCCCAUUCUCCCUCUUUCCAUCAACCCGCCCCAUUCUCCCGCUUUUCUUCACCCCGCCCCAUUCUCCCGCUUUCCAUCACCCCGCCCCAUUCUCCCGCUUUCCAUCACCCCGCCCAAAUCUCCCGCUUUCCAUCACCCCGUCCCAUUCUCCCGCUUUCCAUCACUCCUCCCCAUUCUCCCUCCUUCCAUCACCCCGCCCCGUUCUCCCGCUUUCCAUCACACCGCCCUAUUCUCACGCUUUCCAUCACCCCGCCCCAUUCACCUGCUUUCCAUCACCCCGCCCCAUUCUCCCUCCUUCCAUCACCCCGCCCCAUUCUCCCUCCUUCCAUAACCCCGCCCCAUUCUUCCGCUUUCCAUCACCCCGCCCCAUUCUCCCGCUUUCCAUCACCCCGCCCCAUUCUCCCGCUUUUCAUCACCCCGCCCCAUUCUCCCACCUUCCAUCACCCCGCCCCGUUCUCCCGCUUUCCAUCACCCCACCCCAUUCUCCCGCUUUCCAUCACCCCACCCCAUUCUCUCGAUUUGCAUCACCCCGCCCCAUUCUCCCGCCUUCCAUCACCCCGCCCCAUUCUCCCUCUUUCCAUCACCCCGCCCCAUUCUCCCGCUUUCCAUCACCCCGCCCCAUUCUCCCUCAUUCCAUCAACCCGCCCCAUUCUCCCGCUUUUCUUCACCCCGCCCCAUUCUCCCGCUUUCCAUCACCCCGCCCCAUUCUCCCGCUUUCCAUCACCCCGCCCCAUUCUCCCGCUUUCCAUCACCCCGUCCCAUUCUCCCGCUUUCCAUCACCCCUCCCCAUUCUCCCUCCUUCCAUCACCCCGCCCCGUUCUCCCGCUUUCCAUCACACCGCCCUAUUCUCACGCUUUCCAUCACCCCGCCCCAUUCACCUGCUUUCCAUCACCCCGCCCCAUUCUCCCUCCUUCCAUCACCCCGCCCCAUUCUCCCUCCUUCCAUAACCCCGCCCCAUUCUUCCGCUUUCCAUCACCCCGCCCCAUUCUCCCGCUUUCCAUCACCCCGCCCCAUUCUCCCGCUUUCCAUCACCCCGCCCCAUUCUCCCGCCUUCCAUCAACCCGCCCCAUUCUCCCGCUUUCCAUCACCCCGCCCCAUUCUCCCUCUUUCCAUCACCCCGCCCCAUUCUCCCUCUUUCCAUCACCCCGCCCCAUUCUCCCGCUUUCCAUCACUCCGCCCCAUUCUCCCGCUUUCCACCACCCCGCCCCAUUCUCCCGCUUUCCACCACCCCGCCCCAUUCUCCCGCUUUCCAUCACCCCGCCCCAUUCUCCCGCUUUCCAUCACUUCGCCCAAUUCUCUCGAUUUCCAUCACCCCGCCCCAUUCUCCCGCUUUCUAUCACCCGGCCCCAUUCUCCCGCUUUCCAUCACCCCGCCCCAUUCUCCCACUUUCCAUCACCCCGCCCCAUUCUCCCUCUUCCCAUUACCCGCCCCAUUCUCCCGCUUUCCAUCAUCCCGCCCCAUUCUCCCGAUUUCCAUCACCCCGCCCCUCUCCCGCUUUCCAUCACUCCGCCCCAUUCUCCCGAUUUCCAUCACCCCGCUCCAUUCUCCCGCUUUCCAUCAUCCCGCCCAAUUUUCCCUCUUUCCAUCACCCCGCCCCAUUCUCCCUCUUUCCAUCACCCCGCCCCAUUCUCCCGCUUUCCAUCACCCGCCCCAUUUUCCCGAUUUCCAUCACCCCGCCCCAUUCUCCCGCUUUCCAUCACCCCGCCCCAUUCUCCCGCUUUCCAUCACCCCGCCCAAUUCUCCCGCUUUCCAUCACCCCGCCCCAUUCUCCCGCCUUCCAUCACCCCGCCCCAUUCUCCCUCUUUCUAUCACCCCUCCCCAUUCUCACGCUUUCCAUCACCCCACCCCAUUCUCCCUCUUUCCAUCACCCCGCCCCAUUCUCCCGCUUUCCAUCACCCCGCCCCAUUCUCCCUCUAUCCAUCACCCCGCCCAAUUCUCCCACUUUCGCCCCGUUCUCCCGCUUUCCAUCACCCUGCCCAAUUUUCCCGCUUUCCAUCACCCCGCCCCAUUCUCCCGCUUUCCAUCUUCCUGCCCCAAUCUCCCGCUUUCCAUCACCCCACCCCAUUCUCCCUCUAUCCAUCACCCCGCCCCAUCCUCCCGCUUUCCAUCACCCCGCCCCAUUCUCCCGCUUUCCAUCACCCAGCCCCAUUCUCCCGCUUUCCAUCACCCCGCCCAAUUCUCCCGCUUUCCAUCACCCCGCCCCAUUCUCCCGCUUUCCAUCACCCCGCCCCAUUCUCCCUCCUUCCAUCACCCCGCCCCAUUCUCCCGCUUUCCAUCACCCCGCCCCAUUCUCCCUCCUUCCAUCACCCCGCCCCAUUCUCCCGCUUUCCAUCACCCCGCCCCAUUCUCCUGAUUUCCAUCACCCCACCCCAUUCUCCCGCUUUCCAUCACCCCGCCCCAUUCUCCCGCUUUCCAUCACCCCGCCACAUUCUCCCACUUUCCAUCACCCCGCCCCCUUCUCUCUCCUUCCAUCACCCCGCCCCAUUCUCCCUCCUUCCAUCACCCCGCCCCAUUCUCCCGCUUUCCAUCAGCCUGCCCCAUUCUCCCGCUUUCCAUCACCCCUCCCCUUUCUCCCGCUUUCCAUCUCCCCGCCCCAUUCUCCCGCUUCCCAUCACCCCGCCCCAUUCUCCCGCUUUCCAUCACCCCGCCCCAUUCUUCCGCUUCCCAUCAUCCCGCCCCAUUCCCCCGCUUUCCAUCACCCCUCCCCAUUCUCCCUCCUUCCAUCACCCCACCCCAUUCUCCCUCUUUCCAUCGCCCCGCCCCAUUCUUCCGCUUUUCAUCACCCCACCCCAUACUCCCUCUUUCCAUCACCCCGCCCCAUUCCCCCUCUUUCCAUCAGCCUGCCCCAUUCUCCCGUUCUCCAUCACCCCGCCCUAUUCUCCCAAUAUCUAUCACCCCGCCCCAUUCUCCCGCUUUCCAUCACCCCGCCCCAUUCUCCCGCUAUCCAUCACCCCGCCCCAUUCUCCCGCUUUCCAUCACCCCGCCCCAUUCCCGCUUUCCAUCACCCCGCCCCAUUCUCCCGCUUUCCAUCACCCCGCCCCAUUCUCCCGCUUUCCAUCACCCCGCCCCAUUCUCCCGCUUUCCAUCACCCCGCCCCAUUCUCCCGCUUUCCAUCACCCUGCCCCAUUCUCCCGCUUUCCAUCACCCCAAGCCAUUCUCCCUCUUUCCAUCACCCCGCCCCAUUCUCCCGCUUUCCAUCACCCUGCCCCAUUCUCCCGCUUUCCAUCACCUCGCCCCAUUGUCCUCUUUCCAUCACCCCGCCCCAUUCUCCCUCUUUCCAUCACCCUGCCCCAUUCUCCCUCUUUCCAUCACCCCACCCCAUUCUCCCGCUUUCAAUCACCCCGCCCCAUUCUCCCGCUUUCCAUCACCCCGCCCCAUUCUCGCGCUUUCCAUCACCCCGCCCCAUUCUCCCGCUUUCCAUCAACCCGCCCCAUUCUCCCUCUUUCCAUCACCCCGCCCUAA